Messenger RNA from Eruca vesicaria subsp. sativa (arugula), 633 nucleotides. The record is from the annotation of a GenBank genome assembly. NCBI's taxonomy places the organism in Eukaryota, Viridiplantae, Streptophyta, Magnoliopsida, Brassicales, Brassicaceae.
AUGGGUUUGGUAAUAACAAUCUCCAAAUCCACGGAGCCGAGUCUACAUAACAAGUCUGUUCUCAAUCUCUAUUUUCUCGACAGUGGAGAUUACUUUAAAGUUGGUAACAGAAGAAGUUAUGGUUUGAUCAAAACUUCUCAGCAAAUCUGGUAUAACCAGACUUCAAAACGUCUCCAGAGGGAAUAUAACUCAGAGCCUAAUCCUCAACAAGGUACAGCUCCAGGACUAGCAUACUUUCACAUUCCAUUUCCGGAGUUUUGGAGCUUCGACUCAGAGAACGCCACUAAAGGAGUGAGACAAGAAGAAACAGGCUCGGCUAUUAUAAACUCGGGUUUCUUCACCACGUUAGUAGCUAGAGGAGAUGUGAAGUCAGUGUUUGUGGGUCACGACCAUCUCAAUGACUUUUGUGGUGAACUCAAAGGUUUGAAUCUAUGUUAUGGUGGUGGGUUUGGAUACCAUGCGUAUGGUAAAGCUGGGUGGGAGAGGAGAGCCAGAGUUGUGGUUGCUGAUUUGAACAAGAAGAGUACAGGAAGCUGGGGAGAUGUGAAAUCGAUUAGGACAUGGAAGAGGCUUGAUGAUCAGCAUCUCUCUGUUAUUGAUGAUCAGUUUCUUUGGAACAGUUCUCCAAACUAA